Triticum dicoccoides is the source of this 923-nucleotide messenger RNA. RefSeq lists its product as uncharacterized. The coding region runs from base 150 to 731 and encodes 193 amino acids. NCBI's taxonomy places the organism in Eukaryota, Viridiplantae, Streptophyta, Magnoliopsida, Poales, Poaceae. The record is from RefSeq and is a predicted model, not a curated record. The transcript is spliced from 5 exons.
CGUCGCCGAGCGGGCCGGGGCCCACUUAGAACACCACCUGCGGAGUCGCUCGUCACUUCGUCGCCGUCUCCGUCUCCGUCGUCUCUCCCCCUUUCCACGCCCCUCCAGAAGCCACCCUGCCGCUGCCGCUCCGAUCCAACCGACCCCUCAUGGCCUUCGCCAGCUCGCUCCUGCCCGCGCCGGCCUCCGGCGUCCGCGCGAGCCACGCCCCGGAGCUCGCCUUCCCGCCGGUCAACAGGAAGGGCGGCGUCUCGCUGCGGCGCCGGGGAGCCCGGCACGGAGUCAGGGCUGAAGUGAAUGAAUCUGCAAGUGCUUUAGCGAUUGAUGCUCUCUCCCAAGUUAAGCAUGUUCUACUUCCGAUCACUGACCGCAACCCUUACCUUUCGGAAGGCACAAGACAGGCUGCAGCAACAACCACUUCUCUAGCCAAGAAGUAUGGAGCAAACAUUACAGUAGUUGUUAUUGAUGAUAAGCCAAAGGAGUCAUUCCCAGAGCAUGAUACUCAAAUGUCAAGCAUUAGAUGGCAUCUUUCUGAAGGUGGAUUUACAGAGUUUGGGUUGAUGGAGCGCCUUGGAGAAGGAAAGAAGCCAACAGCUAUCAUCGCAGAGGUCGCAGAUGAUUUGGAGUUAGACCUGGUCGUCCUUAGCAUGGAGGCAAUCCACUCAAAGCAAGUCGAUGGGAAUUUACUGGCUGAGUUCAUCCCCUGCCCCAUUCUGAUGCUUCCCCUCUAAUAAUGUGCUGAGUUUUCCAUCUGCUGCUUUUUGGUUUUUUUUUGUCAACUAUUUCAUGGAUAUGAUGAUGCACUUCGGGUUAGCUAAUUGUUAUACCUUGUUGACUCUGCUGUCCUGGUAGAUUUGUGAUCAUGUGAAUAUUCAAAAGAACAAUAAGAGUGGUUCCUUUGUGAAAUUUGCUAUUCUCUUGCA